Messenger RNA from Papilio machaon (common yellow swallowtail), 1710 nucleotides. It is a transcript of the gene Con, whose product is annotated as connectin. The coding region runs from base 53 to 1615 and encodes 520 amino acids. The record is from RefSeq and is a predicted model, not a curated record. Gene Ontology annotation, molecular function: protein binding. The transcript has 3 exons. Lineage: Eukaryota; Metazoa; Arthropoda; Insecta; Lepidoptera; Papilionidae.
GGAACAUCAGCACUAUAUUUCAACGGCCCUACUAAAUCUUGAUUAAAUCAAAAUGAAGAGACGAGUCGCGGGCGUAAUGUACAUCUUGAUAACGAUUGCGCUGGUUAACGAGAUGUCCACAGUGCACGCCAGAGACAACAAUAAACGACGGACAAAAGAUAAAACUGGGGGCUUUCAAAAGAAUAUUUGCGACAUCACCGAUCGUGACUCUAAAGUCCAUUGCUAUUGUGAAAACGCGAGAGAACCAAGGAACGCAUCAAAAGCGGAAUGCUGGGUAUUCAACGGUGGGAUAUCGCCCGACGAUUACAUCUGGCAGAGCUUCGCCUCGCAGCCCACUUUGCAAACUUUAUCGUUCAACGUUCGCGUCGACGGCGCGCUAGGUUACGUGCCUACAAAGGCACUCCAAUACUUACAAAGGCUGCGAACUAUUAACAUUAAAUAUGGAAACAUUGUUGACGUCACAACUUUUGCUUUUGCAAAUUUAACCAACCUAAAGGAGGUGACUCUUUCCCAGAAUCAGAUUGAAACAUUACAACAGUACGCCUUCGCGCACCUGCCUAAUAUAACCAUGAUAAACCUAGAAGAGAAUAUGAUAGUUGAAAUUGGUAGGGAUGCAUUUUUCGAUCUCCCGAAAUUGCAAAAGUUGGUGUUAACAAAAAACAAUAUAUCCCAUAUUAAAGAUGGUGCUUUUCAGCAUACGUUCAAUUUGCUAGAAUUAGAUUUGAACAGAAACAAUAUACAAAAUUUGAAUAGACAUACAUUUGAUGGAUUAGCAAAUCUUCGAAGGUUGGAUCUUCGACGAAACCAUAUAUUUAAUUUGACAGAGUUCACGUUCGCUGAGUUGUGGAACUUGCAAGAGCUUCUCCUGGGAAAGAAUGACUUGAAGUAUAUAUCGGAGAGAGCUUUCGAUGGCUUGUCUCAACUUAGAAAGUUAUCCCUUGACGAUAAUAAGCUCGCGGCGCUGCCUUCCGGUUUAUUCGAGGGCGUGCGAGGCCUCAGUUCACUUGAUUUACGCUCCAACGAACUACACGCCCUAACUUUCGACAACAUCAAGCCCAUAUUAGACAACUUGAAGCCACAAAACAGCAAUUUGCUCGUUGAAGAAAACAACUUCGUUUGCGACUGCCGACUGAAAUGGAUGCAUUCACUGCGAAACGAUACAAAAAGCCAGAGCACUAAAGAUUCACUCGAGAGCGUCACUUGCAAAAACGAUCCGCCCAUCGUUAGUUCCGCUUACAACAAAAUGUCUGCCGCCGACACCAAUUUGGAUUUCAACAAAGAAAUACUACAUGCUGGUAUAACUAUCGAAACUAUUGAUAAAAAUAAUAUAACAGACAAAAAGACGACCGCUGAAGAUCUAUCGAAGGACCAUAUGAAUGAUAUUCUAGCACCUUCUAAGAAAGGUGUUAAAAGAACAGUAUUGAAGAUUCCACCCGAGGCAUUACCGUGUCCAGUAGAAGUUCGAACGACAACUGAAAUAAUCCCAUACAUGAUAGACCCAAUUAUACCAAUCCAAAAUGAAAUGAAAACUUUUCGAUUCCACGAUAUGAAUAGUGGCAGUAGACUGUCUGUUUCCAUUGUAUGGAGUAUGUGUUUUGUUUUUUUAUUUACAUAGAAUUUAAGUCAAUUUAAAUGUGGGAGAUUCAGACUUUAUCUUAUUCAGGUGAAGUAGUAUGUGACAAUCGCCUUCAUUUCGUCAUCGUCAAUUAU